Molecule: messenger RNA, 475 nt
Organism: Rubroshorea leprosula
Lineage: Eukaryota; Viridiplantae; Streptophyta; Magnoliopsida; Malvales; Dipterocarpaceae
Source: the annotation of a GenBank genome assembly
CCCUAAUUCUACCCAACAAAAACCCUAAUUUCGGGAAGAACAGUAAUCGAGCAUCCAUGGCGAACUCCACGAUCUCUCUCGAGAAGGUGAAGUCCUUCUGGCAUUCUAUGGUUCACGACGAGGAGAAGUGGGCCGUUAACGUGAAACUGCUGCGUGCCACUGCACUAUUUGCGGGAUCAGUUUUUCUGAUGCGCAACUAUGGGGAUUUGAUGGCAAUAUGAAGAUGGAUCUUUGUGGUUUUCAUCCUUUCUACAGAUAUUGUGGAUGGAAUUUAUGAUUUUAGUAGCAAUUAUGAGUAAUUCACUUCCAUUGAGACCAUUGUGAUGUGAAUGAAGCAGUAAUCUUUUAAAAAUUGAGUCUUUGUUUUAUUCUUGUAGAUGUUGGGCAUUCAUUAUUGUUUUGUGAUGUUUAGAUUAAAUGCCCUUAUAAUUGGGGAUCAGACAUUAGGAUCUCGAUAUAAAGUGUUACGAAUUUG